AUGUUGUUUGUGAUCCAGGUCCAUCUACUUUUAACUACUGUUGGAUAAUUCAAACUUGACUCAUAUAGUCACCUUAUUUUGUGCCUUCAAAUAAACGUGGUUGAGUUAAUAAUGGAAUAUUUCCAUCUAAAAUCAGUGUUACACCUUGUGUAAACAACAAAGGACUGAUACAAUAAGCUAAAAUAAGAUAUGAUGAGAUAAACUUUAUUGAUCCUACACUGGGGAAAUGUACUUAAUACAGCAGCAACAGUCAAAAAGAGGUAGACAAAAGAAUAGGAGAUAAAUAGAAUAAAAAUAGAACUGCACUCAAAAAAACAAUAAAAAGAGAUUUGUGUUUUGCUAGUUUUUUUGUAGUUCCCAUGAGGAGCGAGUCAGGCCAGUAACAGAUAAUAAGAUCCAUGCGACUAAUCCAUUAUUUUAAGUUGAAACUGUUGUUGUUGUUAAGCUUAUUACAAUACAGACGACGGGUCUGUUCCUUAAAAUAUAUUCCCUUUAAAAUUGUAAAUCAUAUUCUUAAUGCAAUCUGUGUGGAAUAUGGUUUUAUCAUGUGGGUAAUAAUAAAGUGUGGUGUAGUGUUGUGACGAUUAUGUGGGUAGAGAGCUUGGUUUCCCUCUUCUUAAUACUGAGAGCACUAAAAUGACCUCAGAGUAUGACAGGAUUAACAUCUAUGUAUCUGUAUGUAGUGUGGGCAGGAGAGUUUUUGUCUUUUUUAGAGCUCCACUGCUGAGAUGAAGACAACAGGAGAGAGCUCUACUAAUAAUCUGACUCUCAAGAAGUAUUGAAGUGCCAUGAAGAGAGAGAGUCAUUGGUAGACAGAGGACAAGAGUACAUGUAAGGAGGGAAGGAGUGAGGAGAGCCUGGUCAGGUACAGAGGGGAGGGGAGGAGGGCGGAGGAAAGGAGGGGGCAGCAGCUAACGCAGCAUAAUCAGCCUGGGCUGCUUGGUUACCUUCCAAACAAAGCUGCUGAUUUGUGGAGCAAUUGGGAGAGGAGGGGAAAAGCCAGUGAGACAGACAGAAAAGAGGAAGGGAGGAUGGAGAGAGAUGAGGGGAGUGAUUGCACCAUGCCACACACACUUGAAGCUCAGUCUCCCUGGGAGACAGUGGCAGCGCGGGAUCACGGCAUGACAGUGAAACAGUAGAGUCUCCACUUCACCGCACUUUCACUGAGCUGUGUCCCCAUCCAUCCAGACAGACAGACAGACAGACAGACAGACAGACAGACAGACAGACGGAGAGCACCAGUAGGCCUAACAGUGAGAGCUCUGUGCUGGAGAGGAACGGAGAGUCAGGACGGGAGUGCUGGAAGAAGACAGAAGAGUUGACAGAGCUCUGGGGGGAAGGGGUGGGGGGCAAUCGAGAGCGGGAGGACAUGGAGGAGGCAGGAGUCUGAGGAUGCACGGAACAAGCAGGCGGAGUUGCUGAACGUGCAGCUGCAGCAGGAGCAGCAGCCCAGGCGUGCACGCACGCACGCACGCACGCACACGCACACACGCACACACACACACACACACACACACACACACACACACACACACACAAUCAAACAAACAAACAAACACACACACACACCCAGUGGAGGAUGAAGAAGCACUCAGCCCGAGUGGCUCCUCUCAGCUCGUACAGCUCUCAGGUCCUGACCUGUGCCAUCUCUGAAGGAGAGGAUGGGUCGGAGUCUCAUGCAGAGACACCAGGCAGCGAGACCAGUGGAGAGAGCCGAUCCUACCGGACCUGCACCAACACAGCCCUGAAGGUACUGGGUGGUCUGCUGCUGGUGCUGUGUGUGUCCUCCUCCUGGGUGGGUACAACUCAGGUGGUGAAGCUGACCUACCAGUCGUUCUCCUGUCCCUUCUUCAUCUCCUGGUUCAGCAGCAACGGGAACAUCCUGUUCUUCCCCAUCUACUACUCUGGACAUAUGGUUCUAACAGGGGAGAAGCAGACGCCAAUACAGAAAUUCAGGGAGUGCAGCAAGCUCUUUGGGGAGGAUGGGAUGACUCUCAAGCUUUUUGUCAAAAGGACGGCACCCUUUUCAAUCCUGUGGACACUGACCAACUACCUGUACCUCCUGGCCUUGAAGAAACUGACUGCCACUGAUGUCUCUGCCCUCUACUGCUGCCACAAGGCCUUCGUCUUCCUCCUGUCUUGGAUCGUCCUCAAGGAUCGGUUCAUGGGUGUUCGGAUUGUGGCAGUCAUAAUGGCCAUCACGGGUAUUGUCAUGAUGGCCUAUGCUGACGGUUUCCACGGUGAUUCCUUUGUGGGUGUGGCAUUAGCUGUGGGCUCAGCCUCAACCUCGGCUCUAUACAAGGUGCUGUUCAAGAUGUUUCUGGGCAGUGCCAGCCUUGGAGAGGUGGCCCACUUCCUUUCCACCAUGGGCUUCUUCAACCUCAUCUUCAUCUCCUGUGUGCCCCUCAUCCUCUACUUCACCAAGGUUGAGCACUGGGGCUCUCUGUCCUCACUGCCCUGGGGAUACCUGUGUGGACUGGCAGGACUGUGGCUGGUGUUCAACAUCUUGGUGCAUGUUGGUGUGGUGCUGACCUACCCCAUUCUCAUCUCCAUAGGGACACUGCUCAGUGUGCCUGGCAAUGCAGCCGUAGAUGUUUUGAAACAUGAGGUGAUCUUCAGUGUGGUGCGUCUGGCAGCCACCUGCAUCAUCAGCCUGGGCUUCUUGCUCCUGUUGCUGCCAGAGGAGUGGGACUCAGUCACGCUGCGUUUCCUGGCCAACAUCGCAGAUAAGAAGUCAGAGGAACACGGCGAAGAGCUCACGGAGUCCAGCGUCCACACUCGCAGCCGCAGUCGGGCAAACGGCACCGUCUCCAUUCCCUUAGCGUGACAUGGGUAUGAUGACAUGAGCUCUGCCCGGAGCCGCCGUUAACCAGUCGUGAAGCUCUAUCUUCUCACUCAUGCCCCUCCAUUGCUCAUCCAGGAGGUGUGGCAGGAUGUUCAGUCCACAUGGACACACCAUUGGGAAGACAGGAAGUAUUGUCUCACAUUUUUAAACUUCUCUCUGGAGGUGUAUCUCUGUCUCCGUCACUUCAUAGCAGGAGGAGAAAAGAGAACAUUUAUGGAAACGGUGGAAAGUGUUAUUCACUUUCUUGAAAUACUUGCCACGCUCAGUCCUGUUCCUUGCACGCACCCAAACCAAGAGCUGACUAACCUCCCCUGCUGCUCUGCGGACUGUAUUCUGUGAAUAUAAAAAUAUUGACAGGGCCAGUUUGGCUCAAUCUUAUAUGUAUUUAUGCUAUUUAUUUAGAGCUGUGUCAAUAAGAGUAUUAAUUUUAAGUCCUAUAGAAUAGCAUUAUAUUAAAAAAUGGCAAUUAUACUAUGUGUAAUGUACAGGAUAUUUUGGUUUGAUAAUAAAAGACU
Molecule: messenger RNA, 3360 nt
Organism: Scophthalmus maximus (turbot)
Lineage: Eukaryota; Metazoa; Chordata; Actinopteri; Pleuronectiformes; Scophthalmidae
Gene: slc35f4
Product: solute carrier family 35 member F4
Exons: 7
Coding region: 1580-2827 (415 amino acids)
Biological process (GO): transmembrane transport
Cellular component (GO): membrane
Molecular function (GO): transmembrane transporter activity
Source: RefSeq, a predicted model, not a curated record